Messenger RNA from Aureobasidium melanogenum CBS 110374, 2172 nucleotides. RefSeq lists its product as uncharacterized. The coding region runs from base 1 to 2172 and encodes 723 amino acids. Gene Ontology annotation, biological process: transcription by RNA polymerase III; transcription preinitiation complex assembly; DNA-templated transcription initiation. Gene Ontology annotation, molecular function: RNA polymerase III general transcription initiation factor activity; RNA polymerase III type 3 promoter sequence-specific DNA binding; TBP-class protein binding. Lineage: Eukaryota; Fungi; Ascomycota; Dothideomycetes; Dothideales; Saccotheciaceae. The record is from RefSeq and is a predicted model, not a curated record. The transcript has 3 exons. Gene Ontology annotation, cellular component: nucleus; transcription preinitiation complex; transcription factor TFIIIB complex.
AUGCCUGGCAUUGCUCCCCCUCGUCGUCCACAGCGCCUAUCUGGUCUCGGAGGCAAGACUCCUACCUCUUUCAAACCUCUUCCUCGUCCAGCAAAGAAAUCAGAAUGUGGUUGCGACAAUCCUAGUUUCGAAGUCAUCGACGGUGCCAAGAUUUGUCUGAACUGCGGUACCCAAGUCAGUGAACAAAACAUCGUCGCUGAAGUCACUUUUGGAGAAUCAUCUACUGGUGCUGCCACAGUCGAAGGUGGCAUCGUCAAUGAAAACUCGCGUCAUGCAAAGACACUGGGUGCCGCUGCUGCUCGCAGACUGGGUGCUUCGAUGCAGAGUAGAGAGGACAGCGAGAACAACGGUCGUGAAUCCCUGCGCCUGUUCACCGCACGACUACCUAUCCCUCCUGAUGUCUCGGAUAAAGCUAUGGGUAUCUGGAAACUUGCCUCGAACAGUAACUUCACUCAAGGUCGUCGUGCUGAUGAAGUCGCCGGUGCUUGCUUGUACAUCGCCUGUCGAAACAAGGCCGAGAACACCAUCUUGCUCAUGGACAUUGCUGAAGUCAUUUCAGUCAACGUCUUCAGCUUGGGAGAUACCUACAAGGGUCUGCUGGCUAACCUCUUUGUGGACUUCAAGGAAACUACCAAGAUGAUCGAAAUUGAGCCAUUGAUCCUCAAGUACGCCAGCAAGCUUGAAUUUGGUGAAAAGACUCGCCAAGUCGCCGAAGAUGCCGUCAAGAUCAUUCGUCGUAUGAAGCGUGAUUGGAUUGUGACUGGUCGACACCCAGCUGGUCUAUGUGGUGCCUGUCUCAUCCUGGCUGCUCGCAUGAACAACUUCCGUCGCACCGUCAGAGAAGUCGUCUUCGUCGUCAAAGUGGCUGAUCUCACAAUCUCAAAACGUCUUGAAGAGUUCAAGCGUACUCGUGCUGCUCAUCUCAAGAUUGACGAGUUCCGCGAGAAAGGUGUGAGAAUCAGAGAACAAGCCGACCCACCAUCUCUCAUGGAAGCCGAACUCCGAAAACAAAAACAGUUGAGAAAACUGCUCAAGCGCAAGGCUUACGAAAUGAGCAAGGAGUCAUCCCGUCAAUCUUCGGCAGCAACUCAACAAUCACAACAGCCCCGCCGUGACGCAGACGGUUUCGCAAUUCCUGAGAUUCCUCUCGACCCCGCUCUUCACCGAAGUACCAGUGUCAAGAGUGGUCGCAAGAAGAAGGAAACAAUCACCCCACCACCCUUGACAGACGCCGACUUCAUGGCCGAAGAAGAACUUGAAGGUGAAAUUCAGAACAUCCUGCUCGAACGCGAAUGUAUAUCAUCAAAAGAACAAGCCGAGAAAGAGAAGAUUGAGGAACGCGCAAAGACACUUGCAGAACAACAACGUGCCGCCAUCGUCCAACAGAAUGCCUUGAGGCUAGAAGCCAUGGGGCGUACUCAUACUCUGGUCUCAGACUCAGAAAUUAUCGGCGAAGACGAGUUUGCCGAUGAUCCCGAGGUCGCCAAUGCACUCUUGAGCGAAGAGCAAGUCAAGGUCAAGGAAAUGAUCUGGGUCGCACACAACGAAGACUGGCUCCGAGCCCAACAAGCCAAGCAAUUGAAGAAGGCUCUUGAAGAAGCAGAGGGCAGAGACAAGAAGACCAACAAACGCAAAAAGAGAGGUCGUAUGGGCGAUGGCACUGUCCUCACCGACGCAGGAACACCCGUCGAGUCACCUGCCGAUGCUUCUUUGCGCAUGCUGGAAAAGAGAGCACCCAAAGGUUUCUCGCAAAGAGUCAACUAUGCAGCUCUGGGCAAGAUUUACGGCGAUCGCAGUCACGGCGAAUCGAGAGCUACAUCGGAAGCCUCGACCCCAGCACCUGAGAGCGUGCGCGCCGCUUCACCAUCUACUACUGCACAGUCACCACAAGCUGGACCCUCACAGACCGCUCUUCCUACGCCAGCAGCCACACAAGUUUCACCACAUCACGAAGCAACACAACCAGCAACAGAAGGAGCUGCGCCAGAAGAAGAAGCAGAGGAAGAGGAUGAGGAGGAAGAAGACGAAGAUGACUACUGGCCUGGAGCAGAAGCUCAACCCACCUCGCCACACUAUGAGGAAGACGAAGACUUUGAAGCUGCUACUGGGGAUGUCACGGGAGACUUUGGAAUUGGCGAUGACGAUUAUGGUGGUGGUGAUGAUGAAUGGUAG